Messenger RNA from Oncorhynchus nerka (sockeye salmon), 7930 nucleotides. RefSeq names its product vesicular glutamate transporter 1-like. The record is from RefSeq and is a predicted model, not a curated record. Gene Ontology annotation, cellular component: synaptic vesicle membrane; excitatory synapse. Gene Ontology annotation, molecular function: neurotransmitter transmembrane transporter activity; L-glutamate transmembrane transporter activity. Bases 436 to 2184 code for a protein of 582 amino acids. Gene Ontology annotation, biological process: monoatomic anion transport; transmembrane transport; synaptic transmission, glutamatergic. The transcript is spliced from 13 exons. Lineage: Eukaryota; Metazoa; Chordata; Actinopteri; Salmoniformes; Salmonidae.
AGGGCAGUAAUCUGGUUUCAGCACCAUGGAUAGUGACACUCGCGGCCAAACAGCGCGCGAUCAUUCAUUCGAGAUAUACAUUUGGAUUUGUUUGAGAAGUUAUUUUUUAAUUGCUAAACACUGCUAAAACAACGUAUUUUCUAAUCUCGAUUGUGUAAAAUGUAGGCAUGGGAAGUUUUUGUACUUUUUUUCUUGAAUUUCUACUCCUUGCUCACGUUGGGUUGAAUUGGGCUAAAAUAAUCACAAAAAGGAGGACCAACAUAGGAGGUGGACCAGCAUAGGGGGUGGACCAGCGAGUUGAUAAAGGGAAGCAAUGUUUAAUGGUAUGUGAGUGAGAGGUUAAGGGCGGAGAGAGAAGGUGAUAGUGAAUAGGGCUGCGCGCUCAAGCGGGAGUGCGCGCGGACAGCAAAUCGGUCGGAGACUGGAGUCGCAAGGAUGGAGAUACGACCAGAUAGGUUUAAAAUCGUCGCGGGCCAGACCCUCGGAAAAUUACACAAAAUCCUAGAGAAGCGGCAGGAAAAUGGCGAGACCAUCGAGCUCACCGAUGAGGGCCAGGCAGUUAUCGUGGAGGAGAAGGAGAUGCCCGUGGUGGACUGCACCUGCUUCGGCCUGCCACGGCGCUAUAUCAUCGCCAUCCUUUCCGGCCUGGGCUUCUGCAUCUCUUUUGGCAUCCGAUGCAACUUGGGCGUGGCCAUCGUCAGCAUGGUCAACAACCAAACCAUCUACAAGGGCGACAAACCAAUCCUUGUGAAAGCUCAGUUCAACUGGGAACCAGAAACGGUUGGAAUGAUCCAUGGGUCAUUUUUCUGGGGAUACAUAGUAACCCAAAUACCCGGGGGAUUCAUCUGUCAAAAAUUUGCAGCCAACAGAGUCUUUGGCUUUGCCAUAGUGGCCACCUCAUGCCUGAAUAUGUUGAUCCCUUCGGCAGCACGAACUCACAUUGCCUGUGUUAUCCUUGUCAGGAUAUGUCAAGGACUCGUGGAGGGUGUUUCAUACCCAGCGUGCCACGGUAUCUGGGCAAAAUGGGCCCCACCUCUUGAAAGAAGUCGAUUGGCCACGACAGCCUUUUGUGGGUCCUAUGCAGGAGCCGUGAUAGCCAUGCCACUGGCUGGAGUACUAGUCCAGUAUUCAGGGUGGUCAUCUGUUUUCUAUGUCUAUGGCAGCUUUGGGAUCUUCUGGUAUCUCUUUUGGAUCCUGGUGUCGUACGAGAGCCCGGCAGCCCACCCCACCAUCACAGAACAGGAGCGGAAAUACAUUGAGGAGGCUAUUGGAAUGUCAGCCGCUAACUCUACACCUGUUACGAAAUGGAACACGCCUUGGAGAGCCUUUUUCACUUCGAUGCCAGUCUACGCCAUCAUCGUGGCCAAUUUCUGUAGAAGCUGGACCUUCUACUUGCUCCUCAUCAGCCAACCUGCAUACUUUGAAGAAGUGUUUGGGUUUGAGAUCAGCAAGGUGGGCCUGGUGUCGGCUCUCCCCCAUCUGGUGAUGACCAUCAUCGUGCCGAUCGGUGGCCAGCUGGCUGACUACCUGCGCACAAACAAAAUCAUGAGCACCACCAACGUCCGGAAGAUGAUGAACUGCGGAGGUUUCGGAAUGGAAGCCACCCUGCUGCUAGUGGUCGGGUUUUCUCAUACGAAAGUUGUGGCUAUCACCUUUUUGGUUCUGGCUGUGGGCUUCAGUGGGUUCGCUAUUUCAGGCUUCAAUGUGAACCACCUGGACAUUGCUCCCCGCUAUGCCAGUAUCCUCAUGGGCAUCUCCAACGGGGUGGGCACUCUGUCUGGCAUGGUGUGCCCACUCAUUGUUGGUGCCAUGACCAAACAUAAGACGCGGGAAGAGUGGCAGUAUGUGUUUCUCAUUGCUUCACUCGUUCAUUAUGGGGGAGUUAUAUUCUACGGACUUUUUGCCUCCGGAGAAAAGCAGUGGUGGGCAGAGCCCGAGCAACUUAGCGAUGAGAAGUGUGGAAUUCUGGAUGAGGAUGAGCUGGCCAAUGAGACAGAGGAGUUGUACCGUACUAGCGGAGAAGGAGGCUACGGAGCAACGAUCCAAGCUCAGGAUCCCAACGGAGGAGGAGGAGGAGGCGCAGGAACCUGGGUCUCGGACUGGGAUAAGACUGAGGAGUUAGUACAACCACCAGGAACCAAUAGCUACCUAUACGGAGGAGAGGAAGACAGGGAGCUAACAUAGAGGGACUUACAGGUAGGAGUUACAGAGUGGGGUAGAAGACAGAACGAGUAGAUGGUUUCCUUUUGGCACAGGAACUUGGAAAGAGGUGGGGUGGAUGGUUGGGAUGAGGGUGAGGUUGAGGAGCGGAAGAAGGGGAGGACCAAAGUAUUAUUUACGGAGAACUGAAACAGGUUGUACAACAGAGGAAAGAGGAUGAGCCAUGUACUAAGUGUCUGUACAGUGCUUUCGGAAAGUAUUCAGACCCCGUGACUUUUUAACAUUUUGUUACGUUACAGCCUUAUUUUAAAAUGGAUGAAAUUGUUUUUUCCCCUCAUUAAUCUACACACAAUAACCCAUGAUGACAAAGCAAAAACAGGUUUUUGGAAAUUUUUGGAAAUGUAUUUCAAAUAAAAAAACGUAUAUAAGUAUUCAGACCCUUUACUCAGUACUUUGUUGAAGCACUAUUGGCAACGAUUACAGCCUUGAGUCAUCUUGGGUAUGACACUACAAGCUUGGCACACCUGUAUUUGGGGAGUUUAUCCCAUUCUUCUCUGCAGAUCCUCUCAAGCUCUGUCAGGUUAGAUGUCGCUACACAGCUAUUUUCAGGUCUCUCCAGAGAUGUUUGAAACGGGUUCAGGUCCAGGCUCUGGCUGGACCACUCAAGGACAUUCAGAGACUUGUCCCAAAGUCACUCCUGCAUUGUCUUGGCUCUGUGCUUAGGGUCUUUGUCCUGUUGGAAGGUUUGCCUUCGCCCCCCCCAGUCUGUGGUCCUGAGCGCUCCGGAGCAGGUUUUCAUCAAGGAUCUCUCUGUACUUUGCUCUGUUCAUCUUUCCCUCCCAGUCCCUGCCUCUGAAAAACAUCCCCACAGCAUGAUGCUGCCACCACCACCAUGCUUCACCGUAGGGAUGGUGCCAGGUUUCCUCCAGACGUGACGCUUGGCAUUCAGGCCAAAGAGUUCAAUCUUGGUCUCAUCAGACCAGAGAAUCUUGUUUCUCAUGGUCUGAAAGUCCUUUAGGUGCCCUUUGGCAAACUCCAAGAGGGCUGUCAUGUGCCUUUUACUGAGGAGAGGCUUCCAUCUGGCCUGAUUGGUGGAGUGCUGCAGAGAUGGUUGUUCUUCUGGAAGGUUCUCCCAUCUCCACAGAGGUACUCUGGAGCGCUGUCAGAGUGACCAUCAGGUUCUUGGUCACAUCCCUGACCAAGGCCCAUGUCCCCUGCUUGCUCAGUUUGGCCGGGCGGCCAGCUCUAGGAAGAGUCUUGGGGGUUCAAAUCUUAUUCCAUUUAAGAAUGAUGGAGGCCACUGUGUUCUUGGACACCUUCAAUGCUGAAGAAAUGUUUUGUUAAGGACACAAUCCUUUCUCGGAGCUCGACGGACAAUUCCUUCGGGCCUCAUGGUUUUUGCUCUGACAUGCUCUGUCAACUGUGGGACCUUAUAUAGACAGGUGUGUGCCUUUCCAAAUGAUUUCCAAUCUAUUUAAUUUAUCACAGGUGGACUCCAGUCAAGUUGUAGAAACAUCUCAAGGAUGAUCAAUGGAAACAGGAUGCACCUGAGCUCAAUUUAGAGUCUCAUAACAAAGGGUCUGAAUACUUCUGUAAAUAGUUUUAGUUUUUUUUAUAAACUUUCUAAAAUCUCUAAAAACCUGCUUCGUCAUUAUGGGGUAUUGUGCGUAGAUUGAUUAGGAUUUUGUUUAUUUAAUCAAUUUUAGAAUGAGGCUGCAACGUAGCAAAAUGUAUAAAAAGGGAAGGUGUCUGAAUACUUUCUGAAUGCACUCUAUGUGAGUGUGUUUUGUGUUUUGUGCACCGUGUGUCUGACAGGCUCUCUAAGAGUAUUUUAGGGCACCAAAGCUUCUAUGUCGAUAGUGGUAUUACACCUCUUAUUGAAGAGGUUUUUUUGGGGCCUAGUUUGGUUACUUUCAUCAACAGUGUGUUUAUUAUAACCCACCAUGUGGGUUGUCAGUCUGGUUUGAUUUCAUAAUGAGUAUGAGCCUGAUUUUUGUGACAGUUUUUGUUACACGACUAUCAGUAGAUGUAGCUACAACUGAUGGCCAUGUAUGUCGUCACUAUCUGGCGGCUAACGUCCUUGAAAGCUAAAUGAAUCAAUUCCUGAUAAUGUUCACACUUUUAAGAAAAAUAUAUUACUUGUGCCAAUAAAGCACAGUAUUCUGUGCUGUAACAUUGGUUUGCUUAAUCUGGUGAAAGGACGUUUUAAAAUUCAAAGUUAUUGACUUGCAUACUGGUCACAAUGAAGUCUCUUUAGUCCGUUCAGUGUUGCUUCCACAGUGUCACUUCGAUAAGCACACUUUUACAGUCUAUCAUGUCAACGAAUUGUGUAUAUAUAUAUUAGGCCUAACCUGUCUGCCUGGUUGAAAAUGAUUGUCAAUUGAGAUGGGAAGAGAAGGAUGAGAAGAAUAGUUGCUUCAAAGACCAACACAGCAUCUCCACCCAAUCCAAGCUCUACAAAAUACAGUGAAGAAGUACAGUAUAUGGUACAUAUUUCACAUAUAUUUGUUGGACUCUUCAGGACAUUUCGGAUCUGUUUUACGUCAUAUAUGGCUGUCUGAACGUGUUUUGGCAAAGGAACAUUCACAAUCGCGUAAAACGCUAAAAAAGUCUGCAUUCCAUAUAUACUGUAUUCUCCACCUCCAAUAGUCUGGAAGUUAUUGUAUUGUAGCAUUGUAUCGGUUUCCACUUUGUCUGGACGGUCACGCUUGAUAUAGUGCAGUGUCAGUGCGCUCUCACUGAAGAAGCUGUUUGCUUGCACCAAGGAGCCUAAAAGCCACGCACGCCAGCCUGUGCCCGCCAUCGCGAAGCAAUAGCACCCCGAAGGAGAGAGACCAUGGUGUCGUGAUCCCAACGAGCGCCCACCACGACCCUAUCGAUCACUCAUUCGAACCAAUCAAAUAGUGACUGCUUUGAAGGGCAAAAUGGUGCAUGAAGCUAUGUACCAGUCGAUUGCUGACAGUGCAUUACAACCAUGGGAUUGAUGGAGCCCCAGGCUCCCUCUCCUGCAGGGCCAUGUUCAUUAGGCACCAAACGGGAAAAAACAGAUUGAAACAGGGGGGGAACUACCUGGACUUAUCCUACAAGAAAUGCUCAUUCUUGUGCCCUAAUGGACACGACCCUGGUGUUCAUAGAGAGCAGAGAAGGGGAAGCGAGAUCUCUCUCCUAUGGAGGAAUAUCUCUCUCUCUUCAAUUCCUUCCUUUAUAUUGUAGCCUGCACUGGAUUUUUACUACUUAGAAACAUCUGUAGGCUAGUGAUUUUUACGAACUUAGUCGAAAAGCAAUAAAUAAUGAAUUAUGUAUGUCACUGUACAGAAAUAAUAAUUGGACUGGUAAGCGUUGUGAGUUGUUUAGUGAGCCUCGGAGCCCAAAUAUAAAACCCAUGUUUUCAUUGGUAGAGCAGAGAGGUGUGUCACUUGGAUCAAAUACAUACUGUAUUUCAAAACCUUGAAGGUAUUUGAGGUGCCCUUGAUUUAAACCAGCAAACUAACUCAAGAGCGGCUCAAGUAUUUAACCAUUUGUUAUUUGUAUUUGACCCAGGUCCGAUGCUUUGACUGGAGAAUUUGCUUCAGUCCAUAUGGAGAUUCUGUAAAGAAUAAAAUAUAAAAAUCACAUUCCAGGAAAAUAUGAAUAAUAACCGUUAGGGAUUUUCCUGUUGUCUUUUUGAAUGUUUGUUUAUUUUCUUUUUGUUUGGUUCUUUCCAGUAAAAUGUACAAUUGUAUAUGUUCAAAAACAUAUUAAUGUAAAAAAAUAUGGUGAAAAAAAAGCUAGAGUACAAUGUUAUUAUUACUAUAUUAUUCAUAUUAUCGUUACUACUCCUAUCAACAUUAUUUACAAAUGAUUAUUUUUUAACAUUACAUUAUAUUUUCUCUGUGAGCCUGUUCAGGUUUGUAUGUGAAUGUGAAUCGUGAAAUGACCUUUAAACAAAUGCUUAAUGAACAAACUGUAUAUUACACAAAGCCUCUGCUUCGCACUCUGUCAGCCCACAACUUUCCCUUCUUCACCCCCUGCUUUCCUCUCCCUCUGGUUUGGCUGCUAACGGGCAAAGAACCCUUCUCUCCAGAUGCGAGGUGUCGUAUUACUAAUAUGCUCCACCUAUUUAUUCUCUAUUGAUCGCUGGGCUAGAGAUAAUGUCAGAGAGAAAUAAAGAUUUUGAUGGGAUCUGAAAGAGGCCGUUGCCAUUGUCCAGGGAGCGCGUGUACACUUUUAGAGAAAAAAAAGGUGUUAUCUAGAACCUAAAAGGUUUAUUCGCCUGUCCCUAUAGGAUAACCCUUUAAAGAACUCUUAUUGGUUCCAUGUAGAACCCUUUUGGUUCCAGGUAGAACCCUUUUGAGUUCCAUGUAGAACCCUUUCCAAAAAAGGUUUACGUGGAACCAGAAAGGAUUCUACCUGGAAUCAAAAAGGGUUCUCCUAUGGGGACAACCGAAGAACCCUUUUGGAUACCUUUUUUCCAAGAUUGUUGGGUCUAUGUCGUCAUGUCAGAAAAUAGUUUUCGACACUGGUCAUAUGGGACAGGACUCUCUCUCUCUCCCUGUUUGUUUCUCUCUCUUUCUCCCUUCCUCUCUUGUCGUUGUCUAACAUCAGGGAGAGAUAAUCUCUUUGCCCGACAGAGAGAGAAAAGGAGGGGGGAAGGGAGAGCCAUUGGUAAGUGAUAUCAGACAACGGUACUUUAAUAUGACACCUGAAUUCUAACUGCACUCUGUAUUCUCUUGGCAUUUCUCUGUUAGGGGUUGAGGGGAGAGAGACUGGGAGUGAGGCAGGAGGGAGGAAAGAGAAGCUGUCAGGUUAGCUGAGGUCUCUCUCUGACACGCAGCGCCGGGCUGAGGAGCUUCCUGGAGGGAACAGUGGGUUCGGCAAAUUAAAGUCAAGAUGGAUGAGUGUGGUGCAGGAGGAUUCCUCCUCUGCCCGCCCAGCACUGCUCACUCAGCUUCCCUCUCAGUGGUUUUUCUUGGGUCAAAGCUACUGGCUUCAAGGUUGUUAAGAGCAAGGUCCGUUUUUACAAAGCAUGAUGCUGAUUAGGAUCAGUUUUGCCUUCAAUCAUAAUGAAUAAGAUUACGUGGACAGGGGGGAGCUGAUCUUAGAUAAACACAUCCACUCUUAGAUGCUUUGUGAAUACAGGCCCAAAACAGUAACCAGUUGUAGACCGUGUUAAUUACCCAUCCAUCUUGUCUAGUGCUAUUAAACUCUGCUUCUCAUUCCAUUGUUCUCAAACCUUAUUUUAAUAUGAUAAAAUAUUAACCCGUAGCACGUGCUCCAGCAGGUAUAUUUCACUGGUCAGCACCAAAGCAAAUUCCUCCUUUGGGCGCCUUUCCUAACUUUAAGCACCAGCUGUCAGAGCAGCUCACAGAUCACUGCACCUGUACAUAGCCCAUCUGUAAAUAGCCCAUCCAACUACCUCAUCCCCAUACUGUUAUUUAUUUAUUUUGCACCUCAGUAUCUCUACUUGCACAUCUAUCACUCUAGUGUUUAAUUGCUAUAUUGUCAUUAUUUCGCCACUAUGGCCUAGUGCACACACUGUAUAUAGACUUUUAAAAAUUGUAUUAUUGACUGUAUGCUUGUUUAUCCCAUGUGUAACUCUGUGUUGUUGUUUGUGUCGCACUGCUUUGCUUUAUCUUGGCCAGGUCGCAGUUGUAAAUGAGAACUUGUUCUCAACUGGCCUACCUGGUUAAAUAAAGGUGAAAUAAAAUAAAACAUUAUUAUUCCAGCACAGGUGAUCCUGCACCAACGUACACCAAAGUACCAUGGUAAAAUGAUACCGAUUCAAUCUUGA